Messenger RNA from Malaclemys terrapin pileata, 5856 nucleotides. It is a transcript of the gene AHR, whose product is annotated as aryl hydrocarbon receptor. The record is from RefSeq and is a predicted model, not a curated record. The transcript is spliced from 11 exons. Gene Ontology annotation, molecular function: transcription cis-regulatory region binding; nuclear receptor activity; protein dimerization activity. Gene Ontology annotation, cellular component: nucleus; aryl hydrocarbon receptor complex. Lineage: Eukaryota; Metazoa; Chordata; Testudines; Emydidae. Gene Ontology annotation, biological process: regulation of transcription by RNA polymerase II. The coding region runs from base 444 to 3026 and encodes 860 amino acids.
CCUCCCCCGCAGGGCGGGGAGAGCAGGGGGAGGUUGGCUCCGAGACCACGGCGGCAGCGGUGGCCGGUGACAGACGUUUGCCCGGCCCGCGGCGGCCGCACAGGGACAGAGGGAUCUUCGCACCCGGCCGUAGCGGCAGCAGCCUCGGGGUGCGCUGGCCCGGCCCCCACCUUCCCGGGCAGGAGAAGCCGCCGCUGCCGGGAGCCGGGCUGCGGGAACUGGAAAGCCCCGGCCGCCCCCGCCCCUAUCUUCGGGGGCGCAGCGGGGUUGGUGGGUGACGCCGGCGCUGAUCACCUGGGCUCCCCGCCCUCCCUCGGCCGGGGGAGCAGCGCUCGGCGCGCUGCAGGCGGGCAGGGCCGGGCAGUUUCGGGCUGCGGCGCCGAGCGGGGUCGCCGGGGACUCGCGGCGGCUGCGGGACGGGGAGCCGCGGCGGCAGCAGCAGGAUGAACCCCAAUAUCACCUACGCCAGUCGCAAGCGGCGGAAACCCGUGCAGAAAAUAAUAAAGCCGUCCCCAUCUGAAGGAGCCAAGUCCAAUCCAUCCAAGAGACACAGAGACAGAUUGAAUGCAGAGUUAGAUCGCUUGGCUAGCCUCUUGCCUUUCCCACAAGAUGUUAUCGCCAAACUGGAUAAACUGUCUGUGCUUAGGCUUAGCGUGAGUUACCUGAGAGCCAAAAGCUUCUUUGAUGUUGCAUUAAAAUCUUCCAACUGUACCAGACCUGAGAGAAAUGGCAUUCAGGACAGCUGCAGAAGAACUAAGCCUGGAGAAGGCAUACAUCUACUAGAAGGAGAACUUUUAUUACAGGCAUUAAAUGGCUUUGUGCUGGUUGUUACAGCAGGUGCUCUAGUCUUUUAUGCCUCUUCAACCAUCCAGGACUAUCUGGGGUUCCAGCAAUCUGAUAUUAUACACCAGAGUGUAUUUGAAUUGAUUCAUACAGAAGACAGACCUGAGUUUCAGCGUCAGCUUCAUUGGGCAUUAAACCCUGCACAAACGACAGAUUCUGCACAGAGAACACAAGGCGAUAAUGCUUUUUCACAGCCAGCAGCCUAUUAUAAGCCAGAACAGCUUCCUCCAGAGAAUUCUUCCUUUAUGGAAAGAAAUUUUGUCUGCAGAUUACGGUGCCUCCUGGAUAAUUCAUCUGGGUUCUUGGCCAUGAAUUUUCAAGGGCGAUUAAAGUUUCUUCAUGGACAGAACAAGAAAGGGAAGGAUGGCUCUCCUGUCUCUCCUCAGCUGGCUUUAUUUGCAGUGGCUACCCCACUGCAGCCUCCAUCCAUCCUUGAGAUACGAACCAAAAACUUCAUUUUCAGAACUAAACACAAACUGGACUUCACACCUAUAGGCUGUGAUGCAAAAGGAAAAAUUGUGCUGGGAUACACUGAAGAAGAGCUGUGUAUGAGAGGAACAGGAUAUCAAUUUGUUCAUGCAGCUGAUAUGCUUUAUUGUGCUGAGAAUCAUAUCCGAAUGAUAAAAACUGGAGAGAGUGGCAUGACUGUGUUUAGACUUCUUACCAAAGAAAAGCGAUGGGCCUGGGUUCAAGCAAAUGCACGCCUGAUCUACAAAAACGGAAGACCUGAUUAUGUCAUUGCAACACAGAGACCUCUUACAGAAGAAGAAGGGUCAGAGCAUUUACGGAAGCGAAACAUGACGGUUCCUUUUAUGUUUGCAACUGGUGAGGCUGUGUUGUAUGAGUUAAACUUUCCUUUGCCUAGCCUAAUGGAUCCCUUGCAGACAAAGGUUAAAAGCACCCCUGGGAAAGGACCUACUGCCAAAGCUACACUACAUAAAGAAUAUGUUGAUCCAAACUCAAUUCUGGGUGCCAUGUUAAGGCAAGAUGAGUCUGUAUAUCUCUGUCCUCCCGCUUCAGAUAAACUUUCUUUCGAGAGAAACUUCUUUACGGACACCAGCGAUGAAUUGGGCAAUGUUCUUAGCAGUGACUGGCAGGAUAAUCUUUUACCAACCGGAAAUAACAACAUCUUGAAACAGGAGCAAACCAACUGUCCCCAGGAAAGUAACUUAAUGAUUACUGAAGACAGCACAGGGCUCUUUCAAGAUAAUAAAAAUAGUGACUUGUACAACAUCAUGAGAAGUCUGGGUAUUGACUUUGAAGAUAUAAAAUGUAUUCAGCAGGAUGAGGAGUUUUUUAAAACUGAAUUUUCGUGUGCGGAUGAUAUUGGAGACAUCGACAUAACUGAUGAAAUCCUGACCUAUGUUCAGGAUUCCCUAAAUAAUAAGCCUGACUUCUUGUAUUCAGGUUGCCACCAGCAACAGACGACGUUUCAGAACUCUAGCUGUUUGGUACAGCAACAUUUGGAUAAGCAGCAACUUAAUCAGCACCAAAACCAAGUGGCUGAGCAGCAUCAGCAGCAGUUAUGUCAGAAGAUGAAGCAUAUGCAAGUUGAUGGGAUGUUCACAAAUUGGAACUCUGGUAGUAGAGUGCCUUUUAGCUGUUCACAGCAACAGCCAGUGCAGUAUGUUUUUUCGGACAUGCCUGGCACUACUCAAGAGUUCGCUUACAAAUCCGAAGUCAACCCUGCACCUCAUGCAUGUAGGCAGGAGUUUAUGCCUUAUAAACAGCCCACAACCCUGGUGCCACAGCUCUCUAAUUUUACCCAAGUAGAUUUCCCAAUAGGAUGUUUUGACAGAUCGAACUAUCCUGGUUCUUCAAGCUUGGAAGAUUUUCUCAGUUGUUCACAAGAAGUCCCUGAGAAUCAAGAGCGUGGAAUAAACUCUCAGCCAGUUAUGGUAACUUCUCAAACAUGCUAUGCGGGUGCUGUGUCUAUGUACCAGUGUGUUCCAGAAACUCAACCCAACUCUGUGGAUCAAAUGCAAUAUAAUUCUGUGAUGGAGGAUCAACAACUAUUGUUAAAUAAGUUCCAAAAUGGUUUCGGUGGAAUAAGCUUAAAUGAAGCAUAUCCCUCUCAGUUAGAUGUCAUCAGUAACACACAGUCUGCCAUGCACCUUCCGCCUCUUCAUCAUCCGACAGAAUCCAGACCUUUCUCAGAUUUGGCAUCCAGUGGAUUUAUGUAAUUCAGAGCCAAUAUCCCAUCUCUGGUUUUUGAUGGAUAUCACUUUGGCCUGUGAAGGAGCGCUUGAUAAGGCUAUGGACACUGGGCUUUAAAGCCCCAAGUACAUUUUGAUAAGUUGAGGCUAGUUGCACUAUAUACCAAUAGGAUAUGUAAUCCAAAACCUGACUUUUUUGGGUGGGAAUAGGAACUAUACUUUGACUGAAAGUGUGCAUGCGCUGUUGUCAGUCAGAUUGAAAAUGUGUUGUUGCUGCAAUAUGGAUUAUGUACUAUAUACAUCACGUUGUAGAACAUAAGAUAAGGCAAAUGGUUUUAUUUAGAAAAUAAAUGGGCACUUUGACAACCUUACUUGUAAUGGCACAAACGGGAAGAUGUUUUCACUCUUGGAUUAUUGCCAGAUUUUAUUUUUUUUAAUUAAAAUUUUUAAAAAGAAUGAUCUAAAAUUAAGAGCAUCAAAAGCACUUAUUUUUUACUGUAUACUAAGGUCUUUCCUUCAAUUAAUUACUUGCUAUUUUAGCUCCUUUUGUUUUAAUUUCUAGUUCUAGCACUUUAAUCAAUGGAUUAAAACGAGGAUUUGAUAUACAAUUUUAGGUUUUAUAUAAACAAAUCCAUUGCAUUCCUCCUUUACUGUCAAUCUUAAGUGCCUCACAAUUUAGCUAUCUUAUUUCUGAAAGGAAGCUUGUUUUAGAAAACAUUCACUAUAAAUUAGUCAUCGACAUUGUGUGAACUUUUAACUAAUAUAUACAGUGAUAUUGGCUUUCUUUUUUCUAUAAAGUUUUUAGCAAUGGCUGUUUCGAAUUAGACUCAAUUCUGAGUCUGCAGAGUUGUAACACUUAUCUGGAGAUGUAAAUGUUUUACACAUAGUUCAAGUAAAGGCUUUUUGUUAUUCUGUACUUCAUGUCUGCUUGCUUCAGGUAAAACAGGGUAAAAACAACAGAGAUUUUGCAGGGGGAGGAUUCCUCAAGAUUAGUUUCAGAUUUCAGUGCUGAAAAACAUGUGCCUUAUCUUGUGUUAAAACACUUGUAAUGUUCUUCAGAAAUAAAAGUACAAGGCUGCUCUAUGCAAAUACUUUCACUAAAAUGGAUAUUGAAAAGGGUUAACUUUUAAAUUAUGGGGGAAGAGCUGUCUCAAUGGUAAAUGGUAUUGAGGUUUACUUUUGUAAAAAUUUCUUCACUGAUAGUCAAAGUUCGAUUGGCUGCAGUUUUUAAUGUUGCAGGGGGGAAGAGAGGGUCUGCUAUUAUUAAAUGUUAUCCCUGAUAAAUUGCACUCUAAAGGAAAAGAAGUGAUCUUUUUUUUUUGUUUGUGAACCCACUUAAAAAGAUCUAUGUGCAAAAUAUAAAAAUGAAAAAAAAAAAAUAAAGUUCAGAGAGAUUAUCCUUGUAAUGAAAAGGAUUUUUAUAUUUUUUGUUUUCAGAAAAGCUAAAAAUAUUGCUUUGGGUUUUUUUUUAUUUGAGAGAACUGUUAGAAUUGUAGACACCAAUGUUUGGUGCAAAAUAGUAGCAUAAUGGAAAAAUACAGAAACGUAUAUGUUCAAAUUGUUGCAUACGCUUGUGUGCUGUAUAGUUCAUAUGUAAUAAAACGUCUUUGUAAAAUAUUUUAAACCAGUUAAUUUUAAAGUGUUACAUCAUAUAUAUAAAGAUGAAAUGUUUACAUUUGUUAUGUAUAAUAUAAAUUACAGUGUAGACAGUUUUGUUAAAAAGGAAACAAAAAUAAACCAACGUUCUCCUGGUUGGUGUUCAUAUUGUUUAAUACAAGGACAACUGGAGUUUUUUAACUUGAGGAGAGACUAUUUUGCAAAAUUGUUGAAAAUGCGAUGGGGAAGGUUUCAUUCCACUAUUUGUGCAAUCUGCACUGAAAUAACUACAAAGCUAAAUAUUGUGCAUUAGAUUUUCAUCCCAUUUCUUUGAUUUCUUCUUUGAAACACACUCUCCAUGAGUAAAACUAAUUUCCUUCUAUAGUGUAAUAUGAUCUGCUAGACAGAAUAUCAAAUUCAGUUGUAGAAUUUCAGAUGCAUGACGUUAUCAAGGGAGAAAUGGAUGUCAGGGAAAUAUCUUGUAUUAAUACUCUAUAUUAUUCAGGAAAGCCCUAAAAACAAAUUAGCUUGGGACAUGAAAUUCAUUUUUUUAAUGUUUCAAACUUAGUGAUAUCUCACACUGAAAACAAAAAGUUUUGAUUUAAUAGCAUCUGGAUUCACAUUUUAACAUUUAAAUUUUUAAUUUAAGGUAAGUUUUAAUCAAUUUCUAGAAUGGCUUGCAUUUCUAGUUAGUGUAUCACUUUUAAGAGUGUGAAUUUGACAGUCUGUUUUAAAUUCUGUAAAACUGAAACAUUCAAAGGGGUAAUGUACAUUUUUACAUCAGUAUAAAUAAAAAUGCAUCUGAUCAGUCUAGCUAAACCAAAAAUUUGUUGUUCUACCACUAAGUGCCAAGGAAGCAGCAGUACUAGUGUACUGCUUUAUUAUAAACAUUUAGUUUUGUUAUAUACAUAUCAGUUUAUUUUCUGUAGCUAUGCCUACAACAAACCCAUGAUUAUGACUGUGUAUUUUGAAUCUACACCAAACUACUUCAAAAGUGCACAGGAAUUUUUGAAUUUUUUCAUUAGCCCUCCAGUUCUGUUAUGAGUAAGAUAUAGCCCAUUGUUAAUCAGUAUUACUAUCAAUUUUUUGUACCAGUUUUCUUGGCUUGUUUUGCUUUAAGUUCUUAUUUCUGAUUUGCUAUGCCUGCACAUGCCAUGCAAUACAUUUCUUGGGUUAGGGUAUGUUUUUGUAGUGUUCUUACUGACCUUCAGUAAUGUUUGUAAAACAUAAUAUAUGGUAAUAAAAUAAUCAUUUGAAUGUA